GAAUCUGGGUGUGUUCGAGUUCCUGUCCCGGCUGGACGUCUGCUACAAGUACGAGGCCGGCGUCGCGCAGGGCACCGCCUCCUCGAAGCCCGCGAGCGGGCCGCCGGUGGCGCGCGAGGCUACGCCGUGGGCCCGCUCCGCCCUGUCGCACCUGGGCAGGGUGCUGUGGAUGGAGGCCUCCGACGGCUCGCCCAAGGCGGGCUCGCGCAGGAUGCUGGAGGUCUUCCGGCAGUUCGACGAGGACCGCGACGGCCUGCUGAAGCGGGUGGAGUUCGCGGGGGCCGUCAAGGCCCUUCUCGUGGAGUACGAGCGCGAGCUGCCGGCGGUCCUCGCGCAGGCUUCCGUGUCCGACGAGCGAGUCAACGAGCUCGUGGACUGCGUCGAUGUCUCUGGGACGGACGGCAUGGUGAACUACAUGGAGUUCCUCCACGCCUUCCAGCCGGUGGACACCACGCCUGGGAGGGGCCUCCGCACGGACCUCAUGGAGCCAGAUCUGCACCACCAUCAUGGCCAACGCCUCCAGCCUUCUGAGCACGCUGCAGGUGCUGGAGGAGCGCGCCGCCGCGGCCGAGGAGCGCAAGGGCGGCAGGCCUGGCGCACCGGGGCGCGUGACGCGGGACGAUAUUGUCAGGCACACCCUGAGAUCGCUCAACGCCAGCCUGGAGGCCUCCCGCAGCGCGUCGCGCGGCGCCCCGCUGACGUCGGACCAGAUCGACAUCAUUGUCGACCAUGCCUGCGUCGACGCGGAUGGCUCGCUGGACUACAAGGCCUUCCUCGACUCCUUCCAGAUCGUGGACACCCUCUCCGGCGGAGAGGAGGAGGUACCUGCAUCUCGCCGUAG
Molecule: messenger RNA, 841 nt
Organism: Prorocentrum cordatum
Lineage: Eukaryota; Dinophyceae; Prorocentrales; Prorocentraceae
Source: the annotation of a GenBank genome assembly